AUGAUUGCCAGAUCAAUGAUAAACAAGCCACUUCCAGUCAUGUUAAGAACUUCUUUGCUUCAUCGUCAGUUGAGAGGUAUCAGGCUACCAGCUGUUUUUAGUUCCAGUAAGUUUGCGAAGUACAAGUUAAUCCCACCACCUCCAGGCGGAGUUACCGGAAACGUAAACGAUAACUUACCAAAGACAGAACCGAAUUGGUUCCAUGGGUCGUAUCACUGGGAUUAUGAACGUAUCACUGCAGUGUCGUUAGUUCCUUUGACAAUGGUUCCUUUGUAUGGAGCUAUGUCUUCUGCUACCUUUGCAUCAGGUUUCCCCUUCCCAGUGAUUGAUUCUCUAUUGGCCAGUACAAUACUAAUACAUGCGUACUUAGGUAUAACAAGUUGCAUUAUUGACUAUAUCCCUAAGAGAAAAUUCGGAUUCUGGCACAAGGCUGCUAAAUUCGCUUUGGCACUUGGAAGCUCCUUCAGUCUUUACGGAAUUUAUGUUUUAGAAACGGAAAAUAACGGACUAAUAGAUUUGGUCUCUACUCUUUGGGAUAAAGAUAAGGGGGAUUCGAGAGCAUAUGUAUUUGGAAGGUUUUAG
Molecule: messenger RNA, 582 nt
Organism: Kluyveromyces lactis
Lineage: Eukaryota; Fungi; Ascomycota; Saccharomycetes; Saccharomycetales; Saccharomycetaceae
Gene: TIM18
Product: Tim18p
Exons: 1
Coding region: 1-582 (193 amino acids)
Biological process (GO): protein insertion into mitochondrial inner membrane
Cellular component (GO): TIM22 mitochondrial import inner membrane insertion complex; membrane; mitochondrial envelope
Molecular function (GO): transmembrane protein transporter activity
Source: RefSeq, a predicted model, not a curated record